AUGGGGUACCAACAACACCUAAACCCAUCCGAUUACUGGAUAACGUCUUCACCUGCUUCCAGCUUAACCCCAGUUGAGCCGUCUCGUGAUCCACAGUUCUAUUCCAGGUUUCCCUUGGCCUGCGUGGCGGUCUUCCUUUCGCUGAUACAACAUCCCGAAUGCCCCUCUGGCUUUUUCGAUGCGGGAGCGUAUGUCUACAUCCGUGCCACCGCCCGGGGCAACUUUGCUGCCGAGUUGCUACUGGUGCUGCUACUGCCGCUGGCGUUACUGUGGCUGUUGUUUCCUGAACUGCCAAUGGAUAGAGUACUCAAUGUUGCUCCAACAGCAACAGUUGGUAUUCAGUGCCGCCACCUCUGCUCAUCUGUUGCAAUUCAAUUGAUGGCCGAACAAAUGUGUUCUGAAGUGGAGCAGAUUGGCCAUUUAGGGCAAAAAGACACAGAUGCGAUGCUUGCGAUACCGCCGCAGCCAACCAUUGUUAUCGACAAAGUCAUACUGUUCGAAAGGCGUUCAAAGACCUUCAAAGUCGGCAACUUAAUGCACACGGCCAUGACCGCAUUGCAUUGGGCAGCUAAACAUGGGAACCAGGAUGUCGUCAAACUAAUAGCUGGCACGUACAAAGCAGACGUGAAUGCUAGAACGAAUGGCGGCUACACUCCCUUACAUGUAUCCAUGCAAUUUGGACGCAAUGAUGUUUUUGAGCUGCUCGUCAAUGUUUACAAAGCCAAUCGUGAUCUAGUGGACUGGAGUGGCAAUAAGCCAUUGGACUACAGCAAACAAAGCACCAGCGUUUCGCCAUCAACCUUCAGCAGUGAGUACUACAGUGAUUUCUAUGCGCAUGAAAUUGAGCCUUACAAUAACAACUGGGCGCGCUCGCUAUUGAAGGGUGCCAGCGGUGGCACUGUACGCAGCAAAAAAUACGCUUCGAAAGCCUACUCGACAAUGACACCCAGCAGUAAGACCAGCGUUUCGCGGGCGCAAUCAGUUAUGACAGCGACAGCGCCUACUUCACGGCAGCGUCCCAAAACGGCAAUGGCAAUGUCCUUAUUCUCACCCGAGCAAGAUCUUUCAAAGCGAUCUGAGGCAAUGUCGCCACCCGCAACACCACUAAAUGUGCAACUAAAUAAAAGCAAUGAUAGCCUAACGCCUGGUACACCAGCUCGUCGAGCUAGCGAUGAUGGCGUCUCGAUUUCUAGCGCUGGUAGUGCGAAAAGUGAGGAAAAUGGUGUUGACAUUGCAAUGAGCAAAUUUGCAGAGCAAAGUGCCAAAGAUACGCCAAAGAAAAGUACUCAACGUCGUAAAGAGAGUUUCUUGCGUAAAACGCUGCGUGCCGCCGUCGCUGGCAACCGAAAUACCAACGAGCAUGUGACUAAUCCAUCACUUUUCUGGCACCCUCCAAGCCAUUUGGGCAAAGUUAUAUUUUAUUUCUACUCUAACGAAAUCAAGGCAAAGAAAAAAGCAGCAGCCGAAAAAGAUUCCGGGUUCCUUCGGAUUGGUUCUUUGAAUGUCCGAGUGAAGAAGACAACAGAAGCGUUCAGCAACUUCUUGGGAGUGGGCAAUGCUCAUACGCUCUCUCACACAGGAGCAGCAAGUCGUCUUCACCAGCGAUCUCACCGACACCAUCCACAAGGUCAUCAUCAUCAUCAACUCGGUGGUACGACACGGAAUCCGAUGACGAAGACCAAACCAUUAGGGUUUGAAACUCUUGGCGGCAAAAGUAGUAAUAAAAGUAGUAACAAAAAGCUAAAUGUAUCCUCACGUGCAAGUGUUCCUGUCAACAUGAAUAGUCUAACAAGUAAUUUUGAAAACUUGCACAAAACUUGGGGCUCUGCUGAUAAUAUACAACACCACGAAGACAACCAAGGCGACAAGGCAAUUAUGCCACCUCCGAAGAAUAUGGAUGCGCUUGUGAAGAAAAGGCUAAAAUCUAUAACGACUCCAACAAUCCGCUCAUCGGUCACUUCGUCCGUGGUAACGGAUUCUCCACGUGAUUCCAUUUCAUCAUCGAAUUCCAGUUCGAAUUUAGUUUUUGGCUACAGCAGUAUGCCUACGACGCCGAGUCAAAAACGAGCACCUAUUGGGCGAACCCCAUCUGAUAUGCUAAUGGACUCAGACUCGGAUUCCGCCUGUGGCUUCGAUGCGAAUUGGGCAAUGAGUGGUCGGUCUUCGGUUAGCAGUGGCAAUUUGCAAGUUCCGCAAUGUUGAUAUAUUUGUAUAUUAAAAUGCUUAUGUACAUUUGAAGGAUAGGUAGGAAGGCUCAAUCAAAAAAUGGGAAUACACCCACUUUUAUUUUUAUUUUAGGUGCUUUAUGUGUAUUAUGAUCUAAUUAUAAAUACUACUUAAAUGUAUUACUAUGUAAAGCCAUGAAAAUAUAAAAAUUUC
This is a messenger RNA of Anastrepha ludens (Mexican fruit fly), 2379 nucleotides long. RefSeq lists its product as uncharacterized. Gene Ontology annotation, molecular function: protein binding. The record is from RefSeq and is a predicted model, not a curated record. NCBI's taxonomy places the organism in Eukaryota, Metazoa, Arthropoda, Insecta, Diptera, Tephritidae. Bases 1 to 2202 code for a protein of 733 amino acids. The transcript is spliced from 10 exons.